Messenger RNA from Micromonas pusilla CCMP1545, 705 nucleotides. RefSeq lists its product as uncharacterized. The record is from RefSeq and is a predicted model, not a curated record. The coding region runs from base 102 to 629 and encodes 175 amino acids. The transcript has a single exon. NCBI's taxonomy places the organism in Eukaryota, Viridiplantae, Chlorophyta, Mamiellophyceae, Mamiellales, Mamiellaceae.
CGUCCACGCGCGGCCGGGUUCGUCCCAUCCUAGCUAGAUCGUCGCGUCCUCACAGUAGGCACGUCUCGACGAACGACGCGCGCGCGCUCUCCGACGCGAUCAUGGGGCGGAUCAAGCAGUACUUCGUCGACCAGGGCCUCACCCCGGCGGACAUACCGAAGGCGUUCAUCUUCCACGAGGUCAUAAGCGUCGCGUUCGCCGCGUUCACGUGGAGCACGUGCUACGCGAUACAGCCGUCCGUGACGCUCAUGACGCCGCUCUCGAAGCUCCCGAUCGCGUCCAAGGCUGCGGGCGCGUUCGAUAAAGCCCUCGCGUUCAGCGACAAGAAGGUCGCGAGCAUGGGGUGGCUGAAGAAGGUGCCGCUCGUGAAGAACGCCGCCCCGCGGAGGCUGACCGUGUCCUUAGCGGAGUCUCUGAUGUUCCGCGGCGCGGUGAAGCCGAUCACGUUCGGGGGGAAGUUAUAUCUCUCGUACCAGUUCGUGAUGUGGGGGAAAGACCGAGCGCGGCAGAAGGCGGAGAAGAGCGGGAAGGACGUCGCGGACGGGAAGAGGAAGAAAAAAUCCAAGAGAUCCGAACCCGCGUCGUUGACGUUGUCGACGUCGACGCCCGGCGGGCUCGUCACCGCGUGAGGCGCGCCGCGACGGACGUGGAAGGCGCGCGUCGACGUAGAAUAUCGAUAUCUAAUCUCGCUCGAGUGAUGAUUAC